Molecule: messenger RNA, 1477 nt
Organism: Arabidopsis lyrata subsp. lyrata
Lineage: Eukaryota; Viridiplantae; Streptophyta; Magnoliopsida; Brassicales; Brassicaceae
Product: cytokinin riboside 5'-monophosphate phosphoribohydrolase LOG7
Exons: 7
Coding region: 318-971 (217 amino acids)
Biological process (GO): cytokinin biosynthetic process
Cellular component (GO): nucleus; cytosol
Molecular function (GO): hydrolase activity, hydrolyzing N-glycosyl compounds
Source: RefSeq, a predicted model, not a curated record
UGGAAUAUUCAAACUACAAAUUAAAUAAUACAGGAAAAGUUAACCUAAUUCUCUGCGAGAUGAGAACACAAAACAAAAUAAAAUAAAAUAUAUAGGAAACAAAGGAAAAAUAAUACUAGUAAUUAAUAAAAGGGGGCAGGGCAUGGGAAUCGCAUUUGCAUUUAUAUUCUCCCACUUCUCCUCUCUAUAUAUAAAUACUAACACAAUUCCAAAGUGUGGUCUCAUUCAUCAUAAUAAUCAUAUAGAAUUUCCAACUUUAAAGCUCCAGAGAGAGAGAGAGAGAGACAAAGUAACAAAGAGAAAAGAGAGAGAGAGAUAUGGAAGAGACAAAAUCGAGAUUCAAGAGGAUCUGUGUCUUCUGUGGAAGCAGUUCUGGCAAAAAACCUUCAUACCAAGAAGCUGCCAUUCAAUUGGGUAACGAGUUGGUGGAGAGAAGGAUUGAUUUGGUAUACGGAGGUGGUAGCGUGGGGCUUAUGGGUCUCGUCUCUCAAGCUGUUCAUCAUGGUGGUCGUCAUGUUCUAGGGGUCAUUCCAAAAACCUUGAUGCCAAGAGAGAUAACCGGCGAGACUAUCGGAGAAGUGAAAGCCGUCGCCGAUAUGCAUCAAAGAAAAGCCGAAAUGGCUCGUCAAGCUGACGCUUUCAUUGCCCUUCCUGGUGGGUAUGGUACGUUGGAAGAAUUGCUGGAAGUCAUUACAUGGGCUCAACUCGGUAUCCACCGUAAGCCGGUGGGUCUUCUUAACGUGGAUGGUUACUACAACUCGCUGUUAACGUUUAUUGAUAAGGCUGUGGACGAAGGAUUUAUAUCCCCAAUGGCUCGUAGAAUCAUUGUCUCAGCUCCAAACGCUAAAGAGUUGGUUCGACAACUCGAGGAAUAUGAACCGGAGUUCGAUGAGAUAACCUCGAAAUUGGUUUGGGAUGAAGUGGACCGGCUCAGCUAUGUACCGGGUUCGGAGGUUGCUACCGCUACGUAAGAAUAUAAUAUGGGGAGUUUAUUUUUGGGUAAAAGCAGUGUACAGCGGAAUUAAAGUUUUUUAACAUCAGAAGGAAAGGUCGGAAAGAAGACAAAAGAAAGUAUUGGGGUCGUUUUGAUAACAUUAUUUUGUAGGGGUGGUUAAAUGUGUGAAGUGGAUAAACCACGUGGGUAACUGCUAACCGCGUAUAUACCAAACCCCAUCAUCCCCACUUGUCUUUGUACAUUUUGGUUUAAUGGAAAAAAUGAAGGGUAGGGCCUAUUAUCAACAAAUGACAAAACGAUCCUUUUCUUUUUUUGGUUCUAAUAUUUUUUAUUCAUACCUUCUAUUGUGUUUUUCCUUUUUUCUCGUGUCAAGAUAUAUUUAUUUUAAGAAUUCAAAAUUUUUCUUUUAACGAAAGUUAUCAUACGAUAAUUUUUUAGUAAUCCGAUUGUAGAAUAUUCCGUGUAAUACGUAUACUACAACUUAAUUUUGUUGUCGGCUAAAGAUGGAGAUUAGCUUAAUGA